GGAGAGACAUCAUUCCUUCGCUAAUCCUUCACCCAGCAGCCUCACAUAUUAAGCACCAGCUCCUCCUCCGACUUAAGUCACCAAAAAGCAAUCCUUCUCGAAGCCAUGGCCAUCCUCAAAGCCGCCUCCGUUUUCGUCAUCCUGUUCGCCCUCGCCGCUGCCGCCACCCCGAGGGAGUCUUCGGGAGCCUCUUCCCCUAAAUCCUCCACCGCCCUGAAGGAGGACUCCUCCAGGACCAUCUUCCUCGACGGCGGCUCCACCGACGAGUUCGGGAUCACCGACGCCUUCCUGUACCUCGGCACCUUCACCCUGGCCGUCGUCAUCGCCAUGAUCGUCAUAGGAAUCAUCUACGGAGCCAACGAGGCCAACAACAACUCCGGCUACGAGGCUCCGGCCGCGACAGGAUACGACUCCUACAGCGCCUACGACCAGGUCUACCAGGUAGCCAGGUCGCUCUACGACGGCUACAAGAAAUACGAGGCCACGAAAGCCGCCAAUUUGUAGAAAGAAAAAGAAAAAAAUAUAAAGUAUACGCUACAAGAAGACGCCAUGGAUGCUGGAAGCGACGACUGGAUUUAAACACGAUAUAGAAAACGGACCGAUGACAGAAAGCGGACGACGGUUUUUUUUUUUCAUUUGCAAAAACAAUCCCUGUGAACGAAGCUCAAAUGAGAUAUUUUAAGAGCCGUGUACUCCUUCAGUUGCCAUAGAAUAACCUCCGCGUUAUUUAUUUUACUUGUUACUCGUUGUAUUUAUUUUGUUAUUUAAAAUAACUUUUUUUUUUUUGGUUAAUAAAGGCUGCAUGUUA
Macrobrachium nipponense is the source of this 808-nucleotide messenger RNA. RefSeq lists its product as uncharacterized. The coding region runs from base 106 to 504 and encodes 132 amino acids. The record is from RefSeq and is a predicted model, not a curated record. Lineage: Eukaryota; Metazoa; Arthropoda; Malacostraca; Decapoda; Palaemonidae. The transcript is spliced from 3 exons.